UAUUCCCAUUGUUAUCAAGAUGUAUCGGCUGCUCAUACAAAUCAGUUGCUCUCUGCUGCUAGUGGCUGCCAUCUCAUGGGAGCCAGAGGAAACUUUCACAACGGUUGAUUCCUUUGAGUUUCCCGCUGGCUUUCCGAUGCCCGAGCUCGGCGAGCCGAGUGCUCAGGAAAGAGAUUUGAUGAUGGCGCAUAAAAUCAAUUGGCUGGCCACUGACGAGCCUCAGAGCAGGCAGGCGAGGGCGGUGGAGCAGGAGGAGCCAGUGACGCCCACGCCAGUUGAAGAGAUCAAGGCAGGCAACGAAUGCCCCAUUGAUAACGAACGGGGCUUGACUGCUCUCAUACGCAACGCUCGUCCGCUGCUGCCAGCGGAUCGAUUGCGCAAUAUAUUGGCCAAUGCCCGGGAGGAUCCGGAGGUGCGAGCGCUGGUCAAGCUGCUGCGCAGCGAGCAGUUCCAGGAGCGUGUGGUGCGCCUGAAUCAGAUCAAGGAGAAAAUCGACCAAAAGGAUUUCUUGUGCCGCACCUUGAAGCUCAACUAUGGCUACUACAUGGAGUACGUGCGCAUGCUCUUCAAUGCCCAGCUGUCCGAGACGCCCAGCAGCCCACUGCCCAAUCGUCGCAAGGGUAUUCGUGGCUUGCUGCUGGAUCUGCGCGAUGCACUGCCGCGUGCGGUGCUCCGGGAUCUCUAUAGGCGCCAAUUGGCCUCCGACAAGGAGCUGGUCACGGCUGUGCGUCACAUACGCAGCCGUGAGUUCCGUCGCCUGCUCAUCAACUUGCGCGCCCUGCCAGAGUAUCGAGCGUUGCGAGACGACCUGCUAAAGGUGGGCGUGCCUCUGCAACAGUUGCUUAGUCUGAUGAGCAAUGCAUUGGGCUGGUCGAAUCUGGACCUGGGCACUGAGCUAGAUUUGGUCACUCUCUAAACUAUUUGAUUCAUAAUCGAAGCCACUUUCACAAUAUUUUAA
Messenger RNA from Drosophila arizonae, 958 nucleotides. RefSeq lists its product as uncharacterized. The record is from RefSeq and is a predicted model, not a curated record. Lineage: Eukaryota; Metazoa; Arthropoda; Insecta; Diptera; Drosophilidae.